AUGGAAUCCCGCACAUCUCUCACCACCUCCGAGAAAAACUGGUUGCAGAGCAAAGUGCCUGCUGAUAACCAGCUUAAUAAGGAGGUUAAGUCAGCCGCAGCUCACUUGCUCUCCCUCCGGGAUGGGGAGAUGCGGGUUCCCAAAAAACAGCUUGAGAGGGCCGUAAAGGCAUACUGGAGGGCAAUCCAGGAUCCCGAUGGCUCAACCGCAAAUCGCCACCAUCAGGCGUCUAUCAAGGAUUUGACCAAGAAGCCAUCGCAUGGUAAUGGCCGCGCGUCAGGUGGCUUGGACGAAGAACAGGAACCAGAAGAAGACCGCGGCAAUGGUCUGGAUGGCACGAAGCAAAGGGGGGAGCGGAAGGGGAAGAGGAAGGCGAAGGCGAAGGCGAAGGCGAAAGGGAAGGGGGAUGGGGAUGGGGAUGGGGCGGAGAACAUGGUGGAGGAGAAGGAGCAUGAACAGGAGGAGGAGGAGGAGGGGGAAGUGGCGAGAGCAAAGGCGAAGGCAAAGGCAAAGGGGAAGGGGAAGGGGAAGGGGAAGGGGAAGGGGAAGGGGAAGGGGAAGGGGAAGGGGAAGGGGAAGGGGAAGGGGAAGGGGAAGGGGAAGGGGAAGGAGGAGGAGGAGGAGGAGGAGGAAGAUGCUGACCCGGGAGGCAAAGGAGAAGACGACAGGGAUAAGACGGAUCAGGUCGAGGAUGAGGACGACGAGGACGACGAGGUACUGCCCGGGCCGGCAAAGCCCUCGUACCACACGCAUGUCACGUGGUGCGCCGUCUCCCGCCACAGUCACCCGGAGGUGUGGGACAGAGUCCGCCGACGGCUCGCUAGGGAGACGCCUGGUACGCCAUUUCAGAUAGAACAAAAAGUCAACAAGAAGAUCCGCCACGAAUUCACGGAGGACGAGGUGGAAGCCUUCAAAGCUAGAGCCCGAGCAAUCAACAUCGGCCAACCGGCCAAGCAAGACCAAACAUGGUUUCGCAAGAGUCACUGCCGACAGACCAUUGCGCGCUUCUUGAAUUGGGCAAUGGAAGUUGGUGGCGUGGCCGUUGUCGGGGUUGCUGCUUGGGUCGACGAAGAAAGUGGAGAGCUGGAAAUGGUCAAUGUCGGACCCAACGUCAAGAACGGCCCGCUGUUCGCGGAGAAGGAGAAAAAUUGGCUGGCUCGAGGCCAGUUGUCAGACCGCGUCAAGGGCUGGGCUGCCGAGGUCUUCGGACUAGAGGACGGUGACCAUGACAUCGCCGCAAUGGGCGACCAUAUAGAAGGUGGUUCUUUGCCGAGUUGGGCUCAGGUCAAACGUCGCCCUUGUCACUACCCGAGAUUGCUGGCGGACCCUCCUGACAGCGCGAACACGAAAUUACUGCGAAAUGUGAUCAGGCAGUAUAUCGCCCACGCCAUGAGCUUUCACAAUCAAUCCAAGGCCACUCGUUGGAGCCACCUGCGGGCAGAGUUGGAUCCCAGCGCGUUCCCGGAGCCUGCUCCCGAGAGAGGCUCUGACCCCUACGCCAUGGACCCAUCCAGCAUGAAGAAGGAGCCUAUGCUCAAGUUCAUUCGCCAUUGGCUCCAGGCGCAGGAGGGUGGCAGCAUGCCCGUUAAGCCCUUCGUCAGGAAAGCGUCUGGUGUGACUUCCCGCACGUCUGGAUCUAGAACGCAAGCCCACAGGAAGACGAAGGCCCCGUCCAUGGAUCCGGCGGAGGAGACAAGCGACGAGGACAAGGACGAGGAAGAGGACGAGGACGAGGAUGAGGAAGAGGACGAGGACGAGGAGGAAGGACCUGCGAUAGGACGACGGACGAGAAGGUCAAACGCGACUGCCAUGUCUCAUAGCGCGGGUCCCAAUAGGCAUCAGCCCCAGAGUACUGUGUCACUCCUACUUGAGAACAACAUGUCCAUUGGGAAGCGCGCCAUAGCACUCAUCAAGCGCGCGAAAGAGACUUCGAACCGUGUCGCGGCUUCAGUGGCCGUCUACAUGGUUCAAGUCUGCUUGGAGCAUCCGAAUGAUGACGGGAUCCCAGAAACCCCUCUAGACUUCCGUUUCCAGGACAUCUUUUUAAUCACCAACCUGGAGGACGUCUUGCAGGUAUCCGUGUUCACCAGCGGGAAAGCGCAGCAAUAUGUGGACUGGGUUGUGAAGGCCAAGCCUCACCUUUUGGGCACACGCCCCCAAAAAUGGGCUCGGAGGAUUAUCGUGAUGCAGCUGAUGCUCAUAAGGUGCGUGAUGGCCAUCGCUACGGGCUUGCUUCACCUCGCUAUCGACAGCCAAGGCUAUGCAGAGGUGGAGCCUGAUGAUGAGGACAGUCCUUACUAUCCCGGCCUGGGUUGGGAGAUCAAGGACCACAAAAAGCUGAUGGCCGGCAUUCUCAGGGCGCUGCACACUGGCCCGGACAAGGACAGCCUCAGUCCUUGCCCGAAGACCACCGCCGCCCUAGCAAAGGACCUACCAGGCGUGGGAAUCGAAGACUACGUUGAAUCUCAUUCCAGCGCGCGCGAUGACACUGCCGUGGCGGCCAUGUGUCAACGCGCAGGCGUGCACGCCGGCGGUGCCAGCGGUUCUACUCUAGCUAGCAAGCGCAAGGCGGCCACGGACAGUCAGCCGUCGAAAGCCUCCAAACGGCCACGCAACGUCCAGGAUGUGGAUGAUUCGGCAGACGUGCAGAUGGAAGAGCAGGAGGUUUCCAUCCCUCCGCGAAAGUUGAGGUCCGAAACCAAGAGGGACGACUCCAUUGCACAGUCUCGUGAAACACAGCAGGGGGUCAGAACAUUGAGGAAACACACACCCACUGCCAAGGCCGCCGCGAUGCUGCUAAAGCGCUCCAAGAAGUCAAAAGGCCCUUGA
Schizophyllum commune H4-8 is the source of this 2829-nucleotide messenger RNA. RefSeq lists its product as uncharacterized. The transcript is spliced from 15 exons. Bases 1 to 2829 code for a protein of 942 amino acids. NCBI's taxonomy places the organism in Eukaryota, Fungi, Basidiomycota, Agaricomycetes, Agaricales, Schizophyllaceae. The record is from RefSeq and is a predicted model, not a curated record.